Falco peregrinus (peregrine falcon) is the source of this 4804-nucleotide messenger RNA. RefSeq names its product multiple inositol-polyphosphate phosphatase 1 (gene MINPP1). Gene Ontology annotation, molecular function: acid phosphatase activity; inositol phosphate phosphatase activity. NCBI's taxonomy places the organism in Eukaryota, Metazoa, Chordata, Aves, Falconiformes, Falconidae. The transcript is spliced from 5 exons. The record is from RefSeq and is a predicted model, not a curated record. The coding region runs from base 31 to 1413 and encodes 460 amino acids.
UCUUCCUGCGGGAGCCGCGCAGUUACCGCCAUGGCGCCGCGCCGGCUGGCCGCACCGGUGCCCGGCGCCGCUCUUCUCCUCCUGCCGCUGCUGCUGGUAGCGGCGAGCGCGGGACUGAGCGGCUACUUCGGCACCAAGUCCCGCUAUGAGGAGGUGAACCCGCACCUGGUGCGCGACCCGCUGUCGCUGGGCCCCGCCGCGGCCGGGUCGCGGCUGCCCGCCGCCUGCGCACCGCUGCAGCUCCGCGCCGUGCUCCGCCACGGCACCCGCUACCCCACGACCGGGCAGAUCCGCCGUCUGGGAGAGCUGCACGCCCGUCUUCUCCGCCGGCCAGCCGCCGCCGCGGCCUGCCCCGCCGCCGCCGACCUGGCUGCCUGGCGGAUGUGGUACGAGGAGAGCCUCGACGGGCGGCUGGCGCCGCAGGGCCGGCGCGACAUGGAGUACCUGGCCCGCCGCUUGGCCGCCCGCUUCCCCGCUCUCUUCGCCGCCCGCCGCCGCCUGGUGCUGGCCAGCAGCUCCAAGCACCGCUGUCUGCAGAGCGGCGCCGCCUUCCGCAGCGGGCUCGGGCCGUCCCUCAGCCUCGACAGCGACGAGGAAGAAGUUGAAGUUAAUGAUUCCUUGAUGCGUUUUUUUGAUCACUGCGCCAAGUUUGUAGCCUUGGUGGAGGAGAACGACACGGCGAUGUGCCAGGUGAAUGCCUUCAAAGAGGGGCCAGAGAUGAGGAAGGUCUUGGAGAAGGUCGCGAGUGCCUUGUGUUUGCCGGUGGAGGACAUAAACGCAGAUCUUGUUCAAGUGGCUUUUCUCACCUGCUCAUAUGAGUUGGCUAUAAAAAAUGUGACCUCCCCAUGGUGUUCACUCUUCAGUGAAGAAGAUGCCAAGGUACUGGAAUACCUGAAUGAUCUGAAGCAAUACUGGAAGAGGGGAUAUGGCUAUGACAUCAAUAGUCGCUCUAGCUGCAUUUUAUUCCAAGAUAUCUUCCAGCAUUUGGACAAAGCGGUGGAAGAGAGCAAAAGUUCAAAACCCAUUUCUUCACCUCUGAUUAUACAAGUUGGACAUGCAGAGACACUUCAGCCAUUGCUUGCCCUUAUGGGUUUCUUCAAAGAUGAUGAACCCCUCAAGGCAAACAAUUACAUCAGACAAACGCAUCGGAAAUUUCGCAGUGGCCGGAUUGUGCCUUAUGCAGCCAACCUGGUAUUUGUGCUUUACCACUGUGAUCAAGUGAAAACCUCUAAAGAAGAAUUCCAAGUGCAGAUGCUGUUGAAUGAAAAACCGAUGUUGUUUCAUCACUCAAACGAAACCACCUCUACUUAUGCAGACCUCAAGGACUAUUACAAGGACAUCCUGGAAAACUGCCACUUCAAAGAAGAGUGCGAAUUACCAAAAGUUAAUAUUACUGCUAUUGACGAGCUUUGAGGGAAUGAAAUGGAGUGAGUGUUCUGCAAAUUGAUCUUGGUUCUGUUGGACAGAUGUUGUGAACAAGCACUUUUGAUGACUUGCUGCUGCUGUGCUAACUUUAUAAACUUGCAGAUUUGAUGGGUUGUCUCAGCUCAAUGCACUGUUAAUUUAUUACAUAAGCAGAAUUACAUAAACGCUGUAACAGGGAUGUUGAGCAUUUGUAACAUAUGUGCUGCAAGAGGAAGUGUAUUUGUAUGUUUAUAUGAAUGAAUACGUAAUUUCAUUGGUCAUUUCUCUUACAAAUGUUCUGUAGCUGGACUUAAGAGCUGGGGCAACUUCUGUUGUCGGAGCUGAAGGUGGUUGCACUGAUUCAGUAUUGCUUUGUGCUGCCUGUUUUGCUAGCUACUGUUUUCCUGUGGCAGGCAUGAGAUAACUCAAACCUGUGCGCUUUUUUGCUCCUUUUCCUGAGCUUCUAGGAGGGACACUGUACAUAAUCCUUCUCCACAGCUGCCCAGCUUCUGCCUGGAAUGCACCAUGAGAACAUCUGUUUCUUGGGCAUUUAAAACAGGAGUUGCAAUGUUCCUGCAUGCAUUACCUGCCUGAAAAGGGUCAAGGAGUUAAGUCUUAAAAGUCGUCAUCAUCAACCCAUCCUGCAUAGCAAGUUAGCCUCCAGGGUAAGUAAACUAUCUUUAAAAAGAAGUAGAAAAAGGAAAAGGAGAAGGCAAAAAAAAUAGAAAAACAAGGGGAAGUAGCCACUCUUCCAUUAAGGUGCUCUGGUUGGUGCAGCAGUUGUUCUCUAAGUAAUCUGGUGAGUUCUUUCACACCAUCAAUUUCUAGUGUUAAAGAUUAGGGCUAGGGCAUUUAGGUUAGGCUCUGCUAUGGCUAUGAAAGUCUUGGUCCUGUCCAGAUGCUGACAGUUUUUCUAGCAGCUCUGGUUGGAAGGGACCUCUGCAGGUCUCCAGUCCAGCCUCCUGCCUGAAAUGAGAUUGUUGCUCACCCUAAAUCCAGGCAGGUUUUGGACUGUAAAAAGUAUCUGGCUGAGACUUGACUUCUGCUAGCUGUAAAGCACCAAAUGCGGUGUCAGUUACGUAGGCCUUACACAUUUGGUGUGCCACUGUGUUCUUGAAGCUGGUUUUGAAGAAGUCAGUUGCAUACAAAUACUGGUAAUAGUUUAAAGCAACUGCACGUAAAAUAUGACACUUGCUACUGAAAGUUGGAAAGCAUUUUAGAGCUCUGCAGUGUGGCAGAAAAAGGAAGAAUGAAGGUAAUUGUCCAGAAAUGUGUGAAAUGUAGUAAGCUGGAUAAAAAUUCCUUCAUUGCCCAGAAGGAAAUGGCUAUGUGAACAAGUUGUCCCAAAGCAAAUGAGGGUGUAGAUUUAUGGUGCUGGUAGCACUUAAGUGUGUACUUAAUGCUCUGUAACGAGUGUUCCAUAGUUCACCCCAUGAAGUGAGGUAUAGUUUGCUGUGUUUACUGGGGAGGGGGUGAAAGGUUGGUAUAAGCAGUUACCACAGGGUGUCAGGUGCACUGAAACGCCGAUAGCCGCAUUUGCUGCAGGGUAUAUAUAUACAGGGUAUAUAACAUUUUGGUUUGUAGGCCCACCUUCAGAACUGGGAACUUAACUGCUACAAAAACAAAACCAGGAAAGAGAGAGCUGAGGAGUUAAACUUGGUGUAUAAUUUUUUUAUUUUUCUUAGAGGACUUAGACUUUUGUCACUUUUUUUUUAAUAGGGCUUGUAUAAAAGCACUUAAGGCUUACAUAUCUGUAAGUUAAGGAGCAAUCGAAAACCUGGGUUUUACUGUUGUACUCUGAGUUAAGGGCUUUUCCCGACAUUGGGACAUAGGGGCCCUGUUUCACUAGCACACUGAUUUCUGUGGAGGCCAAGGUUCUGAUCACUGAAGAUAUGAUUAAAACUGGUGGAUAUUUCAGCAUUAACAUUCCAGUGAAAUACUUGCCUGUGUUAGCUUUGCAGCUCUUUGUCUGAAACAGGUGAAAUGGUUUGGGAGAAGUAUUGAUGCUGAAACAAAUGUAGGAAUAUAGGACAGAUAACUGUCAGCCCCGGCAUAUGACUUACUGCUUUAUCAGUUUUGCACGUCUCCUUUUUUACAUGAUCCUAUCUUGAGACUAAGUCAACUGAUAGUAAUUUCUGUGACAGAUGCCUGCUACAAACUUUGUUGCAACAUUUGAGGCAAGCUACAAAGAAAUGAACCUUUGUUGAAAUGCAGUUAACUUUGGUAAAUAGCAGAUAAAAGAGUGAGAAAAUCCACCUUUGAACAAAUAUUUUUUUCUGUAAAUCUGUCUUCUGUGAUGAUUCAUUAUUUGAACAGAAGGGUGAAAGCCUGACUACUGGAGAUGAAUGGAAGAUUUCUGUUGUCAGUUCAGUGAGACUGAUUCUAGGACAUUAUGUUUACUUGAAGGAUAUAUCCUUCUUCCUUAUGGAGGAGGAUUAUGCUGCACUUGACUAUUUUUUUUGAUCAUGUGCCAUACCAGGUGGAGGAACCAAAGAAUUCCUUCUACAGUGAAGUACCAUUUGCUUCUGUAUUACCAAUUUGAUUGUGUGCUUAAAUGCUGUGCAAAGGGCUUCAAGGAUGACUCCAGAGGCUGUUUCCUAUUUUGCCUUGGAGUACAGGUCCACCAUACCUCCAGCAUAACAGAUAUAUCUUCAGUGGCUGUCAGCAAUUAACUGAAAAUUAAAACAUGCUAUUUGGUUUCUGAUACGUAUUUAAAGGAUGUGGUGACUCACUCCUUUAGCAGAAUUAGAGGCUCAGUGUGGAAAUGUAGAAUUGUAGCAAUGUAAGUGUUUGGUCAUGUUUCAGGCACUUGUUCAUAUGACUGAUUCUUACCAUUAGGGAGGUGACUUCACUAUGACCCUUUUAUUUAGUAAGUGUAUAAAUUUGCUUAUAUGCUACAGAGGAAAACUAAAAUGGAUUGAAAUAUUUCCAUAAAGUUGGGCGCUGAGUCAGUGAGCAGUAUUUGAACAAGCUGCCAUAUUCAUGGCAUUGCAGAUUACCACAUCCUGAAUAAGUCCUGCAAGAAAAAUAAUGCUUUCUCUUCCUUCAUAUGGCUCUGGACAAAACACCUCAUCUCAGUCAUCUAUCGGGGACUUUGCAACCUUUCUCAAACUGGAAGCUUUCAUUGAUGAAAAAUACCCACAGUGUUCUUGGAUGCUGGCCUUAAAUACCUUUGAAAUUUAUUUUAUUUUGUUAAAUGUCUGAAGCUUAACUAAUCUUUCUGACAAAUUCAUUUUUUUUUUUCCUUCUUGUAAAUACUGCUACUGUAAUUCUGGUUAGCAUUGAGUUGUCAAAUCGCUGGAUGCAAUGCAGCUUUGUAAUAAUACGGUACUAACGGGAUGAAUUUGAGAACAUGUUUUGGAUUUUUAGUGCUGUGAAAUAAAACUGCACACUUUCUUCA